Messenger RNA from Mesorhabditis spiculigera, 1521 nucleotides. The record is from the annotation of a GenBank genome assembly. Lineage: Eukaryota; Metazoa; Nematoda; Chromadorea; Rhabditida; Rhabditidae.
AUGUUUUUAUUAAUAUUUACUGCCGUAAUUCUUGGAUUUUUGUUUUAUGAACUUUAUUGGAAGCGGAGGAAUUUGCCACCAGGCCCAAUUCCACUACCAUUCAUCGGCAACUUGCUGGAGGUUAUGCGAAACGAGCCCGGCUAUGAGGCUUAUAGGAAAUGGACAAACCAAUACGGACCAGUCCACACUUAUUGGCUAGGUUCUCGGCCAAUGGUUGCCGUGUCGGACUACGCUACGAUACAAGCAACCUUUAUCCAGGAUGCCGACAAAUACGCCGGUCGAUUUAAUAAUUUGGAGAUGACGAAAAUGUAUCGAGGAGGCAACUACGGUGUCGUCGAGACGGCGGGGGGAUUUGUGGAGGGACCAGAGGCGGUGAGAAGAGUUGCAAAAUUAUUAAAUUUGGUUUUUAGCUUUACUCUGCAUACUCUUCGAGAUUUCGGAAUGGGCAAAAAUAUCAUGGAGGAGCGGGUAAUGCUUGAGGUGGAGUACCUUUUGGAGCGCCUGGAAAAGCAGGUGGAUAGCUUCGAAAUGCAGAAAGAAUUCGACAUCUCCGUUGGCUCCAUCAUUAACAAUAUACUUUUCGGGUAUCGGUAUGACGAGGACAAACUCGAGGAGUUCUUCUUUGUCAAAGGCUCCAUUUCACAGCAAAUGAAGGAGUUCAUGAACCCAAAGCUUUUCUUGCUGAUUUUGUAUCCAUGGCUACGGUAUUUGCCGUAUUUUAAUACGGCGUGCCAGCGUCUUUUUGGGUAUCGCGACUUGCUGUUCAACUACUUCCGGAAGCAGAUCGCGACUAAAGAAAAGGAGUACGAUUUGGAUGAGGAGCCGAAUGACUUCGUGGAAUGCUUCCUGAAAGAACGCUCGAAGCGGAAAGGCACGGAAUCGGAGGAGUUUUAUAGUGAAAUGCAACUCCUCAACCUUGUGUUUGACCUAUGGGUGGCUGGUAUGGAAACCACCGCAAAUACCCUCACCUGGGGCGUAUGCUAUAUCGUGAACCACCCCGAGGUCCAGAAAAAGAUCUACCAGGAGCUCGAUGAAAAGAUCAAAUCGGACCGGAGGGUGGAGAUGAGCGACAAGAAUAGCCUGCCGUAUUUGAAUGCUGUGAUAUGCGAAGUGCAACGCCUCUGCAACCUACUACCUCAAAACCUAUUCCACGCUACUACAGAGGACGUCGUCAUUAAUGGCUAUUCACUCCCCAAAGGCACUUCCAUAGUUCCACAGAUUUCUUGUGUGAUGUAUGAUGAAAAGCACUUCCCCGAGCCCUAUAAAUUCGAUCCAUCUCGAUUCCUAAAUGCCGACGGGUCCUUCAGAAGACGUGAAGAAUUGAUUCCGUUUUCUAUCGGAAAACGACAAUGUGUUGGGGAGGGGCUGGCAAGGAUCGAGUUGUUCCUCUUCCUCGCCAAUUUAUUCCAUCGGUUUGAGAUCACGGCUUCUGAAAAGCCGAGCAUGAAGAAAACGUUCGGGCAGACGGUCCAAGCAGCACCGUAUCGCAUUUUUGCCAAGAAUCGCUUCGCCCAAAGGCAU